UAAUGAGUCUGUCUGCAAGUAUGAAAACCAUAACUGCUCUUAUAUUAAUAAUUUUAGUCAAAGUAGAUGCAGGUCGAAUUCUUGUGGUUGUACCAACUCCAUCAGUAAGUCAUCAAGUGGUAUUCCAACCUCUCACAAGAGCAUUACUGGAUCGAGGACAUGAUGUAGUCGUUAUAACAACCGAACCAUUGUAUAAAAACAACGAUGGCCCACCGAAUUUGACAGAAAUCGAUGUCUGUGAUAUCUCUUAUGAAGUAUGGAAAAAGAAGUUCAUGACCAACACAGCUAUUGGAAAGAAAAAGUACUUGAUACAAUCUGUGGAACUGUUUGUCCAACAGUUUGCUAAAGCAUUUGAAGUACAAUUGCAAAGUGAUCAAGUUAAGAGACUUGUAAAUGGUGAGCUAGGUAAUUUUGAUGUGCUGAUUUUGGAAGCAUCUGUGCGCCCAGCUUUUAUUUUUUCACAUAUAUUCAAAGCACCAGUGAUACAAAUGAGUACAUUUGGUGCUAUGUUAAACAGUAAUGAUAUUGUUGGUGCACCUUCACACCCGCUUUUAUACCCGUGGAAUUUACACCAAAGAUUGUACAAUUUAACCAUUUUGGAGAAGGUCCAAGAGCUUGUGAAACAUUGGCAAAUAUAUAACAUGUAUCGAGCUUACGAAAAUAUCGAAGAAGAAAUGUUAAGGAAUAUUUUGGGACCAAAUAUACCAUCUUUGCAAGAAUUGAGUACAAAUGUACAAAUGUUGUUUUAUAAUAGUGAUCCGAUUUGGUCUGAUAAUCAACCUGUGCCUCCAAAUGUAGUGUACAUUGGAGGAAUUAAUAAAAAACCUGAAAAAGAACUUCCUAAGGACCUACAAUUAUAUCUAGAUUCAUCAAAAAAUGGAGUUAUCUACAUCAGUUUUGGGAACAACGUGAAACCAUCACUUCUUCCAAAGGAUAAGUUGCAGAUAUUCAAAAAUAUAUUUUCCGAAUUGCCGUACAAUAUUCUGUGGCGAUGGGAUACCGAUAUUCCCGAUAAAUCUGAUAACGUCAAAAUUAUGCGAUGGGUUCCACAAACUGAUGUAUUGAGACACCCAAAGGUAAAGCUUUUCAUAACUCAAGGAGGUUUACAAUCUACUGAAGAAGCGAUAAGUGCUGGUGUACCUUUGAUUGGUAUACCCAUGAUUGCUGACCAAUGGUAUAAUGCUGAAAAAUAUGAGCACUUUAAUAUUGGCAAACAAUUGGACAUUGAAACGUUAACGGAAGAAGAAUUUAGAGCAGCUGUUAAAUCCGUUCUUGAAGAUAAAAGUUAUCGUGAUAAUAUAGUAAAAUUAAGGAAUUUAACGAGAGAUCAGCCGUGGAGAGCCGUGGAUCGCGCCGUGUGGUGGACGGAGUACGUGCUGCGGCACGGAGGGGCGAAGCACCUGCGGGCCGCCGCCGCCAACAUGCCAUGGACUCAGUAUUAUGAGAUUGAAUUAGUUAUGAUUAUUUUAUCUAGUACUAUGGUCGUUAUAACUAUAGUGAUGUAUGGUAUGUUCCAAUGUAUGAAGCGUAUUUUGAGAACAAAUAAAGUUAAAAUCUUGUAA
Molecule: messenger RNA, 1562 nt
Organism: Colias croceus (clouded yellow)
Lineage: Eukaryota; Metazoa; Arthropoda; Insecta; Lepidoptera; Pieridae
Product: UDP-glucosyltransferase 2-like
Exons: 4
Coding region: 3-1562 (519 amino acids)
Molecular function (GO): UDP-glycosyltransferase activity
Source: RefSeq, a predicted model, not a curated record